Molecule: messenger RNA, 967 nt
Organism: Sander lucioperca (pikeperch)
Lineage: Eukaryota; Metazoa; Chordata; Actinopteri; Perciformes; Percidae
Gene: crybgx
Product: crystallin beta gamma X
Exons: 6
Coding region: 230-853 (207 amino acids)
Biological process (GO): visual perception; lens development in camera-type eye
Molecular function (GO): structural constituent of eye lens
Source: RefSeq, a predicted model, not a curated record
CUGUUGUGUGUGUGUAUGUGUGCGUGUGCAUGUGUGUGUGUGUGUGCGUGUGUGUGUGUGUCUGUGUGAUGACAGAGAAGACAACAUGAGCGUUGUUGUGUGUUUAGCAUAUCAAUGGCGUCCAGGGCCCCGGCGACUGUUGCAGAAGCACUCUGAUCUUUCUAGUUCCUGUCGGCUCACCUCACCUUGCUGUAUUUAAGGGGCUUUCUUGUUGCGUCGCAGAGCUGACAUGAACAUCUUUACUAAGGUCCCAGGAUUAGCCCAACAAACAAGCAAGCUGGGGUCUGUGCUCCAACGUGCCUUCUACGGGUCCAGUGGGAGGGUGACCCUUUUCGAGCAGCGGAACUUCGCCGGAAGGCGGCUGGACCUGAGCUCCGACUGCGCCAGAAUCAGUGACAAGAACUUCCCAGAGAGAUGCAACUCUGUGCAGGUGGAGAGCGGAGCAUGGGUCGGUUACGAGCAUGAGAACUUCCGCGGGCGCCAGUACCUGUGGGACAUGUCCGAGCGGGGAGAGUACAACUGCUAUGACAAAUGGUGCGCCCAGGUGGACCACGUCUCCUCUGUUCGUGCUGUCAAACAGGACAACAACCCCGGCAGAGCUCAGCUGUUUGAGCGAACCGGCUUCUCUGGUAAAAAGAUGGAGAUCCAGGAUGACAUCCCCAACCUGAUGAGCCGCUACAGCCUCAACAGAGUCGCCUCCAUCCGCGUGCUCGGAGGAGCGUGGGCGGUGUAUCAGGAGCCCAACUACAGAGGACCUCAUUACAUCCUGGAGAAGCGGGAUUACAACAACUUCUCUGACUGGGGCAGCCAGAACAGCACCGUGGGCUCCAUGCGCAGAGUCCGCUUCACCUAAACACCACCUCUGAUCUACCGAGUCCUGUCAACAGGACUUCUUCACCGUCAAACACAUGGAACCUGUCAGCUUUACACACUAUAACACUUAUUUUGGUAAUAAACUGAAGAAAAA